Cylicostephanus goldi is the source of this 275-nucleotide messenger RNA. NCBI's taxonomy places the organism in Eukaryota, Metazoa, Nematoda, Chromadorea, Rhabditida, Strongylidae. The record is from the annotation of a GenBank genome assembly.
AUGUUACAGUAUCACUCGGUGUUGCGACCUCCCGUACGAAAAGGCGAAGGGAAAAAUUCGGUAAAUGUUGAAGAAUGGAAGCAAAUGCUUGACAUCCUAUGGAGUGAUCCCAAGCCUAACAAAGGAUGCUAUCCAAAUGUGUUCCGAGGUGGAGGGUCAUAUUUUGGUGCCGAUAUCACUGCUUCAUUUUUGGAAAAACAUGGAUUCAAUCUCAUUGUGCGAUCGCAUGAAUGUAAAUUUGAAGGAUACGAGUACACGCAUAAUAAAAAGUAGGU